GCAGUACCUCUUUUGUCGGGGAAUGGUCAAGGUUUAACGACUAAUGAGAGAUUCUGUUAUCAUGGCCAAGACUGAUCAGCACUUCAGAUCACAAGCCGGCAAGAACUAUUACGGUAGCAACUAGGAUGAUCAAUUGUGUAGCCUCCCCGACUACGAACCCUCUUGACAAGGCAACAUAGAAUUGAGUGGUCCGGUUCAAGGUCAAGAUGGUGGUCGUUGGUUGCUAUAAAAUCUCGGGGCCCCAAUUUCCUGACUCAAGUCAAAUGUCAGUCAUCACACAUCCUUCACCACUUCAUUGGCAUGGGAAGACGAAGAAGAGAUCUUGCUUCCACUGCCAGGAAAAGCAUACAUUUGCGCCAUGCCCUGUUUGAAAGACCCCAAAGAAAUUGAGACGGGCUCGCUUGCGAAUAGAGCACUGGCUUGCACCCCGCUUCUGACAUGCUACGCCUAUGCCAAUGUCUCGAUGGACUCUGUGCUUGCAGGACUCCGUCCUUUGAUAGGAUCGCUCCUUCAGUCCGGCAGUUGGACUGCGAGCAGUGGGGAAGUUCUGAGGCUGACCGAGCCUCUUUACAAUGUUCCGUUGUUGGAUAAGGCUUUUGGGGCACUAGUGACCUGUUUUAUGCCAUCAAUCAGUGGAUCCGAUGUUUUGUCACACGCCCAGAUGUUGUCGUUUAUGGCGGACCUUGGUCCGAUCUACGGCAUCUGGCUUCUGGAAAGCGGCCGAAGAGCCCACUCUUGGGUGGAGAUACUUUUAUCAAAUAUGCUGACGACCUUCCUGCCUACUAUGCUCACGGCAUACUACCUCCCGACGCUCGGGAAUUUUCUUCCUCGGGAAUUACAAAAUCGCCGGUAUUUCAAUGCUAUCUGGCAGCUAUUCCCGGUGGUGGUUCCACUUCUCCAAGCUCCUUUCCGUCUUGUGGACAAAGUGGCCUCCGAACCAGUCAAGAAGUCAUCCAAGGAACAAGAAACUGUCGAAGCCAAGCGUGGCUCGAGAAAGACCCUGCGAUACAUUCGUGGCAUUUAUCUGUCCUUUGCCGUCAUUUCAGGGCUCAGUUUUACGUAUGCUCGCCAUUCCCUCCCAGCGGGCUCGUCCAUGGCCAGUGUCAUUCUACCUGGACCAUGGGAUUAUACCUUGCCUGUCGGCAGCUUUGCAGAGGGAACUGCACGGUUCAUGAAAUAUGACGAGACCCUCGUCAUGGCAAGUGGAUUUGUCUGGCUGGGGUUGAAGUAUUGGGAGCUGAAACGGCACGGGUACCCGUUGUCGUGGUGGAAGGUGAUUAUGGGAAUGGCAGCCACGACGGCGGCGUUUGGGCCGGGGGCUGCAAUGUCGUUGGGCUGGGGACUGCGCGAAGAGAUGCUGGCGAAGAUUGCCGCAUAG
Messenger RNA from Aspergillus aculeatinus CBS 121060, 1378 nucleotides. RefSeq lists its product as uncharacterized. The record is from RefSeq and is a predicted model, not a curated record. NCBI's taxonomy places the organism in Eukaryota, Fungi, Ascomycota, Eurotiomycetes, Eurotiales, Aspergillaceae. Bases 359 to 1378 code for a protein of 339 amino acids. The transcript has 2 exons.